AUGGAUCGGAGGAUCACCUCAUCUGAUGACGCAGCUCAACAAGAUCUAGUAUUUGAAAUUCACGUUAUUUUUCCUGCUCAACAGUGUGCUUAUAAUUCUGCAAAAUCAAUGAAAAAGUUCACCCUUUGGGGAAGCUCAUGGAGACACAGGGAUUCAUUACUCUUGCUUUAUGAUGUGCUCAGUCAUGUUUCUCAUACUCCACCUGUAAGAGUAAGAACUGGUGGUUUUCAAGAUCUAGGUCCUAGUAAUCAAGGAGAAAGUAGUGAGAACAAUACAGUAACAGAAAUUUAUGAUAAUCUUUGUAAAGUUUUUGAUGGGUCCAGAUCAUAUACUGUUCAGACAACAAUAGGGUCCUCACCGGACCCCACAUCAUCUACUGGAUCUUUUGUAUAUGAUGUGGAAACGGAAACACCUGCCACAUUCUUUCAAGAUCGUCAUGGCUUUGGCUUUGACAACAGUGGAGAUUUAUCUGAUAUUCUAGAAGUUGAUGAUGCUGAUGUUGAUGAUAGAGUAAGUUUCUAUUUCUUUGCUUAA
Lactuca saligna is the source of this 534-nucleotide messenger RNA. NCBI's taxonomy places the organism in Eukaryota, Viridiplantae, Streptophyta, Magnoliopsida, Asterales, Asteraceae. The record is from the annotation of a GenBank genome assembly.